Molecule: messenger RNA, 3115 nt
Organism: Temnothorax curvispinosus
Lineage: Eukaryota; Metazoa; Arthropoda; Insecta; Hymenoptera; Formicidae
Exons: 6
Coding region: 348-2651 (767 amino acids)
Molecular function (GO): serine-type endopeptidase inhibitor activity
Source: RefSeq, a predicted model, not a curated record
UCAGUCCGGGUGGAGAUAAAAGAGAUCGGCGAACUUAUGCCCCGUUAGUAUCCGCGUGUUCUGCGCGGUGAGUGGAACACGGUCUGAUCUGAUCUGCCUGGCGGCCUGGAGAGCACCACUUCCGAAGAACCAGUUUCCAAACACACAUUCGCGUCCGUCAAGCAGAGAAUCGCCGUCAAGCCGGAAUCGCGCAAUUCUACAAGGUGACUAAGUGAGACUGAACUUGACCUGUAUAUCAAGAGACUCCGUAGCGUCGAGAAACGAUAAAUCGAUCGACACGAUUGUACUGAACUUCGAAGACUUCACGAAUACUGUUUUGUUGCGCUUUCUCUCAGAUACUCGAAAAUAUGAUUCGAGCGUGGUUGUUGUUUGGUGUUCUGGCGUUGGCUAGUGGUCAGAUUGUUUACCCGGAUCAAUACGAUUUGAUAACGGCUGACCAGGGUCGUGCCUCGGCACCGCUACCUGCUAAUUAUCCCGCGUUGCAAGCGGCCAACAGUAGUCAGCCCGUUCAAAUCGAUCAACAACUCAAUGGAGGACCUGUUUCGCAGUUAGGCGCCGCGAGGCCAGCAGAAAGACAAUUUUACCCUACGACCACUCGCGUACCCUCGUACUCAACAGACUCGACAGCCAGUCUGCAACCCAUGCCGGAGCAAACUUGGAGCAAUCAUGUGAACAAUAUUAUAUCCAGAGGACUCACAAAGUUUUCUCUGGAUUUGGAUAGAGCGAUUUACAAAACCUCAGGCACAUCGGUGACACAUCGGGAAAACGUGAUCUUUUCUCCGCUCAGCGUAUCCGUCGCCUUGUCAUUAGUCCUGUUGGGUUCCGCCGGCAAGACAUUCGACGAGGUUGCCCGAAUACUCGGUUUAGAGACCGGUGUCGAUAUAUCCCAACACUCGGAGAUCGUUCAUCAGAUGUUCGGUCAGCUCCUGGCCAUCAUGAAUUACAGGGUUGAAGGUAGCAAUUUGCCGCGCGUGAGUUCCGCCAGUGGUAUAUUCGUUCAGCAAGGAUAUCCGAUUCGACCCGAAUUUCGCGCGAUCAGCGAAAAUGCGUACAGUAGCGAGGUGAUAAAUUUAGAUUUUCGAACAAAAAGCAGGGAAGCGCGAGACACAAUAAACGCUUGGGUGAAACAACGAACAAUGGAUAAAAUUAGUAGUAUAUUGAGCGAAAAUCCGGAUUCGUUGACCACCGUGAUUCUUUUAUCCGCGCUUUACUUCAAAGGAGAAUGGAAUCAACAUUUCAUGGCAACCGCGACACGGAGGAGACCAUUUUUUAUCGAACCGAAUGACACGGUCGAGAUAGAUAUGAUGUAUAACGGCGGUAAUUUUCCCUUUUACGAGGACAAAUCGUUGGGUGUUAAAAUAAUAGCUUUACCUUACAAAGGCUUAGAGACAUCUAUGUACGUGCUUCUGCCGAAAGCUGAAGGUGCCGCCGCAUUGAAGAACUUCCAGGACCAACUGACGGCUGAGACUAUUGAGUAUCUAAUAAGCAAUACAAAAAACGAGACUUGCAUCGUCGGCCUUCCCCGUAUGAAACUCUCGAGCACAUUGAAUUUGAACGACGCGCUUCAUAAUCUAGGCCUAUACUCAUUAUUCGAUCCGAAGACUGCGGAUUUAAGCCUCUUGUCGAACGGGUUCGGCCAAACAUCACAAGCACCACAAGCAGCAAUUGUGCCGGUGCCGCAAGCACAAGCUGCGCCGAUUCCACAAGCACAGGCUGCGCCGAUUCCACAAGCAUUCCCUACGUCGAUUCCUCAAGCACAGGCUGCGCCGAUUCCACAAGCAUUCCCUACGUCGAUUCCUCAAGCACAGGCUGCGCCGAUUCCACAAGCAUUCUCUACGUCGAUUCCUCAAGUAUUGUCCUCGUCGAUUCCGCAAGCAUUGCCUACGUCGAUUCCACAAGCAUUGCCUUCAUCGAUUCUACAAGCGUCAUCGCAAAUACCACGGCAAAUUCCUCCCGCUCAAUUGCCAAAUACCAAGACCGACGAAUAUUUAAUUUUCUCACGGUUCGGGAAUAACAAUAAUCAAGGCGUGGUUAAUGGCGCAAAGAGGAAUUACUUUACAUACGACGAUAAAAGACGCGGAGUCAGCGUGGAGCAGUGGGACACGGGUUUCAACAUUCGCACGAUAGGUAGAACGCGUCGCGACGCUCGGAACGGAAAGCAACGCAACGAAACGAAGUCAUCGCGUGUGGCGUACGUCAUGGAGAAAGAUGAGCUUGAGAAAGUCGCGCCAAAGAUUGACGAUGCGAGUACGAAAUACGUGAGCUUAGAGGAGAAUAAGUAUCGUUUCCAAAAUGCCGAAAGGAAUAGCAGAAACAAACGACAGAGCCGACCCAUAGACCAGAACUUCUUGAAGUUCAUGCAGACUCAACAGUUACCUUUUUAUGGUCUGGAUAAUCUGCGAAACAGCGCGAAUCUCGUGAAUCCCGGCCUGUACGCUACCGAAGUGUUGCACAAAGUGGAGAUGGAUGUGACGGAGAAGGGGACGGAAGCCGCGGCGACGACCGCGGUGCUUUUGCGUCGAGAUGGCAAUCAGAAAAAGCUGCUUGCCAAUCGGCCUUUUAUGUUUUUCAUCAGGCACGAUCCCACGAAGCUCAUUCUCUUCUGGGGAACGGUGAAUGUGCCGACUCCAAACUACGCCGUCGUCAGAUGAAUGCGCUGUGAACAUUCCCUAUAGAUAUAUCGGAGUUCACUUUCCUCUUAUUUCUAAUAUAAUUCCUACUUAUUUUUUAUAUAUUUAUAUAUUUGUCUCUUAAUUCGAACAAAUGCGACUGUUUUAUGCCUUUUUAUAUACAUAUUUUGCACUGCUAUAGAACGAUUUCCGCGCAGCUUAUCGCGGUCACAACGAAUAUUGAAUUGUAUAAUAUCCUAGUUUUAUAUAUACCGGGUGUCUCAGACUACCCGUAUCACCCGAUUUAUUCGUAAACGCAACAUUUUAGAGAAAAAUGUUCCAGACCAAAGUUGUAUGGUUUCAAGGAGUACAUAAGAUGGUGUUAUUAAUUUCACCUUAAAUAGUUGCUUGAAGGUCACGUAAAGGUCACCUUUAAUUUUUUAAAUAGAACUACCUACUUUUUAUUACAUAUUCUUGUAGAUUAUCUCGAGGGCUUUCCAAAACAC